AGCAUAGCAAUAUGUGACCUUGUGAGUGUUCCAUGUCAGUUAAAGUUUUUCUACAUGUUUUGAGUUACGUAAAAUAUCAGAAUAAGAUCUAGCAAAAGGAAAAGGGUAACAUUCAUAAGCUGUACAAAGACACAUUCAGGAUGCUGCGCAACGCUUUAGUUCCUUGCAAAGAUCUUCUGGGAACGCAAAACUUAUUAAAGACAGUGUCCGGAAGUUUCGGAAACGUUCAACUGCAGAAACAGCACCAGUCUACGUCUCCCAAAACCCAAAGUGAUAGUCAACAAAACCAAAGCUCUGUUAGACCUUAUUCCCCUUUCCAAGUAUCAAGAAGUAAUCUAGCCGAGUAUGCUUUGGCGAGACUGGACGAUUUGCUGAAUUGGGGCAGAAAGAGUUCCAUGUGGCCACUAUCAUUUGGGUUGGCAUGUUGUGCUGUGGAGAUGAUGCAUAUCGCAGCUCCUAGAUAUGAUAUGGACAGAUAUGGUGUAGUAUUUCGAGCCUCGCCCCGACAGGCAGACGUGAUAAUAGUGGCUGGAACCCUAACGAACAAAAUGGCGCCCGCGUUCCGGAAAGUUUACGAUCAGAUGCCAGAGCCCAGAUGGGUUAUCUCCAUGGGAAGUUGUGCUAAUGGAGGUGGUUAUUACCAUUAUUCCUACUCAGUUGUUAGGGGUUGUGAUAGGAUAGUUCCUGUAGACAUCUAUGUGCCAGGAUGCCCACCAACAGCUGAAGCGUUGAUGUAUGGCAUUUUACAAUUGCAGAAAAAGGUCAAAAGGAUUAACACUUUGCAAAUGUGGUAUAGAAAGUAAAGGAAAUGUACCAUGUAAAUAUCUUAACAGUUGCCUAAUUAUAAGUCUAUAUUGCUAGGUACAUUUUUAUUGAUAUACUAUGUAAUAGAAUCGAAGUAUAAACAAUUUGAUGUGUUGACUCUAUUUAUUGUAUAACCUUGACGUU
This is a messenger RNA of Acanthoscelides obtectus, 948 nucleotides long. The record is from the annotation of a GenBank genome assembly. NCBI's taxonomy places the organism in Eukaryota, Metazoa, Arthropoda, Insecta, Coleoptera, Chrysomelidae.